Messenger RNA from Exophiala mesophila, 2290 nucleotides. RefSeq lists its product as uncharacterized. The coding region runs from base 220 to 2187 and encodes 655 amino acids. NCBI's taxonomy places the organism in Eukaryota, Fungi, Ascomycota, Eurotiomycetes, Chaetothyriales, Herpotrichiellaceae. The record is from RefSeq and is a predicted model, not a curated record. Gene Ontology annotation, biological process: sucrose catabolic process. The transcript has a single exon. Gene Ontology annotation, molecular function: sucrose alpha-glucosidase activity.
UCGGCCUUUUCUUAUUUGAGCCUCGAAAGGCGAUGAUCUCACUGGCUAUCAACAUGUUCAUACCUGCGGGGCGCUUCUUACCGAAUUCUGAAGAUUAUCCGCCUGAUAAUGUCGCUCCACCUUAUUGUUGAUCAUACAUAAGAUGGUCCGUCUGGUCGCGUUACAUUUCCUUCUGGCUGGGGCCACUUGGUUCGUUACUUGCGACGCCCGCAGCAUUACAUGGCUGCUCGUCCCCUUCAACUCAAAGCCCCAGGCAGCCUCGCAGGCACUUUGGCCGAGUACGAAGCCCCCAACCAGUCCUCCGACACCUCUAAUGCGCCAGUCGACUCCGAACCUACCCAACCCGAGAUCCCCGAACGACCAGGAUCAAAGUCACUCUAUGAAUUUACUCUUCCUUCAUUGCAUUUUCUACGCUGGCGACCGCUAUACCACGUCCAAGCCCCGACAGGGUGGAUGAAUGAUCCCUGUGGCCCUGGGUACGAUGCGACAACUGGACUAUAUCACCUCUUCUUUCAGUGGAAUCCUCGACGGAAUCUUCACGGCUCCGUUGCUUGGGGCUCCAUCCAUUGGGAUCAUGCAUUCUCCAGGGAUAUGAUCAAUUGGACCAUAUCAGGUAUCAGCGCUCUCACACCUGAGGCGUGGUAUGAUAAAGAGGGCUGCUUCACCGGUUGUCUUGUGCCCACAAGUCCUGACGGCCAGCCAGGUCAGUUAACAAUUCUCUACACCGGCGUCGGUCGCCUGCCGUUACAUUAUACCCUGCCAUAUACUCGAGGGACAGAGACAUUGGCCCUUGCAGAGUCGUCAGAUGGUGGCUUGACCUGGUCUAAGACGAAGGCGAAUCCUAUUCUGCCAGAGCCACCUGUUGGAAUUGAUGUGACGGGUUGGAGAGAUCCCUAUGUGUCGAGAUGGCCUGCUAUGGAUCGAUUAUUGGACAUUGACCCAUCAGAAGAUAUAAUGUACGGCAUGAUCUCGGGCGGUGUUCGACACCGCACCCCGACUGCAUUUCUCUACGCUGUCAAUCCAUCCAAUUUGACUCAGUGGAGAUAUAUAAACGCAAUCGUCGAUGUUGGUCUGAAUCACAACAUCUCAAGAUGGUCAGGUGAUAUGGGCAUCAACUGGGAAUGUGCCUGCUUCAUGACAUUGAGUGACCAUGACAACGAAUCUAGCAGAGAAUUCAUCGUUGUUGGAGGAGAAGGCACAGACACUUCUCACCCUGAGUCAACAUUUGCUGCUUAUCCUCAAGAAAGUACCAAAUUCCCUCGAACAGAGCGUUCUCUGCAGUGGAUGUCGGGGACAUUAACCACCAAUAUGAAUGACCAAGGCCAAAAGGUGCCCAAGAUGGAGUACACUUUUGGGGGCAAAUUCGACCAUGGGCUCCUCUACGCCGUCAACAUCUUUCGUGAUCCGGCGACAUCCAAACAGAUAGCAUGGGGUUGGAUCACCGAGGAAGACUUACCACAGAAAUUGGUUGACCGUCAAAAUUGGAGCGGCUUACUGUCAUUACCUCGCGAAUUAAGCUUGAUCACGUUGAAAGGUGUCACCAAGGCACUUAAUUCAAAACUGAAAGAAAUCACUUCCCUGGAGGUCACACCGGAGUCAGAGGAUACAUUUAUUAUCCGGACCCUAGGCGUUGCACCCGCAUCGUGUCUCCAGGCACUACGAAGGGACACUCGGCAAGUAGCGAUCGAGGGAUCACCGACCUUGACACCGGUAGGAGACUGCUUCAUGGGGGUUCAGACUUGCCGCUUCGAGCUGUCCGCUCUUCUCCAGGUUUCAGACGCUUGUACCCGCAUCGGAUUGAGCAUAUUUCAUAAUGAAGACCACGACAUUACGUCCUCAACCUCCAUAUAUCUUGUUCCGGAAACGGAAACACUCCAGAUUGAACGACCAGAUUCUACCAAAAUCGACCCCAAUAUACUUACCUUUGCCGAGUCAGCUCCUUUUACCCUAUUCUCAUUCAAAAGGGGCGGUUACCAGGAAAGAGAACUGCUGGAAUUAAGAGUGUUUUUCGAUGAAUCGGUGGUCGAGGUGUUUGCAAACUCGAGAUGUACCUUCUCGACAAGAGUAUACCCUGCAUCGAAACGAUGCUGGGGACUGAAAUUUUGGGCCGAGGAUGAGAGUAGACAAAGUACACUCGUGCAUGCGCAGGCAUGGGAUGGGCUUAGAGCUGAUAUGAAAGUCGCAUAACUAGAGAUACAAAGUCCUUAGCCACUCGAUCAUAUAUCACAAUUGUCUAAUGAGUCUAUCGGCAUCACCAUCGGGCCAAUGAUUGCUGUUAUGAUAGAAACAA